Molecule: messenger RNA, 1486 nt
Organism: Aspergillus pseudotamarii
Lineage: Eukaryota; Fungi; Ascomycota; Eurotiomycetes; Eurotiales; Aspergillaceae
Product: glutamate 5-kinase
Exons: 5
Coding region: 136-1380 (414 amino acids)
Cellular component (GO): cytoplasm; cytosol
Molecular function (GO): RNA binding; ATP binding; glutamate 5-kinase activity
Source: RefSeq, a predicted model, not a curated record
GCUUGAUAUGCACAAGACGGGACUUUCAGGAGAGAAAGGUGCUUAAAACCUGGAGGCAACAUCUGAUUUGGAUAUAGUGUACGAGAGGCGCUCUUGCAUGUUAAGCAUUGGCUGUAUUAGGGGGCCCAAGCUACCAUGGCCUGUCGACGUCUCACAAUCGUUAUCAAAUUAGGGACUAGUUCCAUAGUAGAUGAAAGAACCCAUGAGCCGAUACUUUCGAUUCUCACUCUGAUAGUUGAAGCCGCAGCCAAACUUCGUCGGGAUGGCCAUAAUGUCGUUCUUGUUUCCUCGGGGGCUGUUGGUGUGGGGUUGCGGAGGAUGGAUGUGGAAGAAAGACCCAAGAAUUUGCCUCGCAUUCAGGCACUCGCGGCUGUUGGACAAUGCAGACUCAUGAGCCUCUGGGAUGGUUUAUUUUCGCACCUUCGUUUACCAGUGGCUCAGAUUCUGUUGACUAGGAACGACAUAGCAGAUAGAACGCAAUAUGUCAACGCCCAAAAUACCUUCUCACAGCUUUUUGAUAUGGGCGUGAUCCCUAUUGUUAAUGAAAACGAUACUAUAGCCGUUUCGGAAAUCAAAUUUGGUGAUAACGAUACAUUGUCGGCUAUAACAGCCGCCAUGGUCAAGGCCGACUACCUUUUUCUGAUGACAGAUGUUGACUGCCUUUAUACUGCUAAUCCACGCCACAACCUAAAUGCAAAACCCAUUGAAGUUGUCUCAGACAUAUCCUCAUUGGAAGCCGAUGUGUCCUCAGCUGGAUCCUCCCUUGGGACUGGGGGUAUGAGUACCAAAAUCGUCGCUGCAAAAUUAGGAACUAGCGCUGGCGUAACGACGAUUAUCACCAAGAGCUCGAAACCUGGAAACGUUCAUGAGAUUGUAAAAUAUCUCCAGCAGGUUAAGCAAAAAGAACAUACAUCCACAACACUGAAUGACACAGUCACUGAAGUACCCCCACUGCAUACACGCUUCCUUCCUUCUGACCAUCCGGUUCAAUCCAGGACAUUCUGGCUGCUCCACGGUCUGAAGCCCCAUGGGACCAUAUUCAUUGACCACGGUGCAUACAGUGCCCUCCAGAAGAAAGCCAGUCUCCUACCAGCGGGCGUUAUCGGUGUGGAUGGUCAUUUUGCGCAACAGGAGGCAGUACGUCUGGUUGUAGUACAGAGACUCUCCCCUGAUUCAUUGAAUGGCGAUUUUCUCCAUCACGGCCAGGAACCCAAAGAGGUUGGGCGUGCACUGGUCAACUACGGCAGCCUCGAAAUCGAGCGCAUAAAAGGGCACAGGAGUACUCAGAUCCAGACUUUGCUUGGAUACGCAGAUAGUGAAUAUGUCGCUCUUCGAGAAAAUAUCUCCUUCUUUCAACAGGACGAUUCUCCAUUGCGGUAGCCAACCGUUGGUUUAGGUAAAUGAAAUAAAUGCUUUGCCUAGCUUUCAUACUACGUCUUACUCUGCAUGUUGUGCCAUGAAGAGCGACUUUGCUAUCCUAGGACAA